CUCUCUCCCCCCCUCUCUCCUUUGCCAACUUGACAAAAUACACUACAUUCUUCUCAACCUAUACAAGCUAGCUCACAGAUUUCAGAAGGGAGAGAGAGAGAGGCAAAAGAAGAGCAGAGAAGGCAAUGAAAUGGGUUCAACAAAUCCAUUCAAAGAUAGGCCUCAAUCUCUCAUAAAGAAGCUCUUUCCAUGGACCUUAUAUGUUCUCAUACCCAUCGCCUUUAUUCGCUUAUAUUUCUACCCUAGAAACCUUCCCUCCUCUUCAACAGACCAGCUUCCCCACAACAACCAUAUUGUCAUCAAGACCUCUUCUUCUCCUCCUCCUCCGCCACCGCCACCGCCACCGCCACCGCCACCGCCUCCUCCACCUCCUCCUUCACAAGCUACGUACACACACAGAUCAGAAAAGGAAAGAGAAAAUAUUCAAAUUGCAUGUGACUACACAGAUGGAAAAUGGGUGGACACCAAGACUGGCCCUUUGUACAAUGGUACAAAGUGCGGCACAAUUAAGUAUGGCCAGAACUGCAUGAGACAUGGCAGGCCAGACAUGGAUUACCUCUAUUGGAGGUGGAGGCCCAACCAAUGCCAGCUUCCCAGGUUUGAUCCCAAAACUUUCCUCCAAAUCCUCAGAAACAAACACUUGGCAUUUGUGGGAGACUCCAUGGCUAGAAACCAAUUGGAGUCUCUCCUAUGCAUGCUAUCCACCGUCUCUUCCCCUAAACUAGUUUAUCGAAACGGCGACGACAACAAGUUCCGCCGAUGGCACUUCCCUUCCUACAACCUCAAGAUAUCAAUCUACUGGUCACCAUUUCUCGUCAAAGGUAUCGAGAAAUCGAACAGUCGAUACUAUAACCAAUUGUACUUGGAUUCCGUGGAUGAGCGGUGGGCGUCUGAGCUCGAAAAGAUGGACAUGGUUGUCCUGUCCGUAGGGCAUUGGUUUCUCCAUUCCGCUGUGUAUUACGAAGGAGGUUCAGUACUAGGUUGUCAUUUCUGUCCCGGUCAGAACCAUACCGAGAUCGGGUUCUACGAGGUUUUAAGGAAGGCAUUAAAGACUACCCUAAAGGCCAUAGUUGAAAGAAGGGGGACUAGAGGCACUGCGAUUGAUACAAUUGUGACCACAUUUUCACCACACCAUUUUGAAGGCGAUUGGGACAAGUUUGGGGCUUGUCCUAGGACGAAGCCCUACAAGGAGGGCGAGAGAAAAGUUGAAGGAAUGGAUGCAGAGAUGAGAAAAGUUGAGGUUGAAGAAGUGGAAGACGCUAAGGUGGAUGCUAAGCAAUUUAGAAAUUUGAGGUUUGAGGCUCUGGACAUCACUGCAUUGUCGUUAAUGAGACCGGAUGGUCACCCGGGACCGUAUAUGAAUCCUUUUCCGUUUGCUCAUGGAGUUUCGGAAAAAGUUCAGAAUGACUGUGUCCAUUGGUGCUUACCGGGACCUGUCGAUGCAUGGAAUGAGAUAUUGCUAGAUUUGAUGAGGAGGUGGAAACUAAAUUCAGUGGAGCGGCAACAAUGAGCAUUUAUCAGACGACAGAUAUUGGGUGGUGAUUGUUGGUUUUGUAUGUUUAGGUUUUUUUUCUUCUCUCUUUCUUGAGGAAAGAACCGCGAAGGAAGAGAAAAGACAAUGGAAAGAAGAAUAUGAGAAUCUAGCUAGCUUUAAUGGGGCCAAAGAUAACAAACAUGUCCAAGAGAGUUUUGGAGUUAUGUGAUAAUUUGCAAAACUACAAAUGGUUUUUGAUGUGAAGGUUUGAAGAUACUUAAGGAGCAUAGGAAGUUCUUUUUAGAUUGCAGAAUGUAAAGGUUGUCAUCUUAAUUGUUUUUAAAAGUACUGUCUGCUGUUGAUUUAUUUGUUUCCAUAUAUGUUAGUUUUGUUCUGAUUUUUGAUUCUAUAGGUAGUACAGGCUCUUAUGAUUAUAAUUAACCUUAUGAUCAUCAUUAUCUGUCUUGUGUUAAUUUUUGGUCCUUUUAACAAACUGAAUUUAUGAUAAGUCUUGUAAGAGAAAUUUU
Molecule: messenger RNA, 2001 nt
Organism: Cornus florida
Lineage: Eukaryota; Viridiplantae; Streptophyta; Magnoliopsida; Cornales; Cornaceae
Product: xyloglucan O-acetyltransferase 1-like
Exons: 2
Coding region: 131-1510 (459 amino acids)
Cellular component (GO): Golgi apparatus
Molecular function (GO): O-acetyltransferase activity
Source: RefSeq, a predicted model, not a curated record